Orycteropus afer afer is the source of this 930-nucleotide messenger RNA. RefSeq names its product olfactory receptor 1A1. Gene Ontology annotation, molecular function: olfactory receptor activity; G protein-coupled receptor activity. Gene Ontology annotation, biological process: G protein-coupled receptor signaling pathway. Gene Ontology annotation, cellular component: membrane. The record is from RefSeq and is a predicted model, not a curated record. Lineage: Eukaryota; Metazoa; Chordata; Mammalia; Tubulidentata; Orycteropodidae.
AUGAGGGAAGAAAACCAGUCCUCUACCCUGAAUUUCAUCCUCCUUGGAAUUAGUGAUCAGCAACAGCAGGAAGAUGUCUUCUUCAUCCUUUUCCUGUUUAUUUACCCCAUUACACUCAUUGGAAACCUGCUCAUCAUCUUGGCCAUACACUCUGAUGCUCACCUUCACAACCCCAUGUACUUUUUCCUCGCCAAUCUCUCCUUUGUUGACAUUCUCUUCUCGUCUGUAACUGUCCCUAAGAUGCUGGCAAAUCACUUUUUGAGCUGCAAAGCCAUCUCCUUUGGGGGAUGCCUAACACAGAUGUAUUUCAUGAUUGCGUUGGGUAACACAGAUAGCUAUAUCUUGGCUGCAAUGGCUUAUGAUCGUGCUGUGGCCAUCAAUCGACCUCUCCAUUACACAACAAUUAUGAGCCCAAAGUCUUGUAUCCUGCUGGUUGUUGGGUCUUGGGUGAUUGGAAAUGCCAAUGCCCUUCCCCACACUCUGCUCACAGCUAGUCUGUCCUUCUGUGGCAACCACGAAGUGGCCAACUUUUACUGUGACAUUACCCCUUUGCUCAAGUUGUCCUGUUCAGACAUCCACUUUAAUGUGAAAAUGAUGUACGUAGGGGUUGGUGUUUUCUCUGUACCAUUAAUAUGCAUCAUUAUCUCCUAUAUUCGGGUGUUUUCCACAGUUCUACAAGUUCCAUCUACCAAGGGCAUGCUCAAAGCCUUCUCAACCUGUGGCUCCCACCUCACAGUUGUUUCUUUGUAUUAUGGGACAGUGAUGGGCAUGUACUUCCGACCUCUGACCAGUUACAGCCUAAAGGAUGCAGUGAUAACUGUGAUGUACAUGGCAGUAACACCAAUGUUAAAUCCUUUCAUCUAUAGUAUGAGGAACAGAGACAUGAAAGCUGCCUUGGGGAAACUCUUCAGCAAGAGAAUUUCCUCAUAA